AUGAAUGACACAGAGACCUUCAUCCAGUUCUACUGUAACUACACACAGGGCUCGGAGCCCCCAGUCUUCGUCGGUGCGACGAAGAGCGAGCCCUACCACAUCGCCAUCCCCAUGACCAUCUUCUACUGUCUGCUUUUCAUCUUCGGCGUCCUCUUCAACGGCGUGAGCGUCCUGACUUUGCUCAUCGACGCGCGGAUGAAGGCCAGCGCCAUCCGCCUCUACCUGCUCAACCUGGUGAUCUCCGACAUCGUGCAGCUGCUCACCAUCCCCAUCACCCUCUACCGCUACUACUGGGAGAUCUACCCCUGGCGGCUGGGGGGGACGCUGUGCAAAGCCUACUUCAUGGUCCGGCAGAUCUACUGUGCCACCACGAGCUGGAUCAUCCUUGGCUUCACCAUGGAGCGCUACUUGGCCAUCUGCCACACCAUGUGGUCCGUUUCCAGUCUGCAGAAGUCCCACUUGCCGUGCCUGUUGGUCCUUGUGUGGCUGUUCUCCUUAAUCUCUUCGCUGCCCUUUGCGUUCGUGUACAGCCACGACCGCGCCUGCAUCAUGGACUACACAGCCCGCUCCCCAGAGAAGCUUUUCCAGGCCUCCACAAUGUGCGAGAUGACAGAGGCCAAGCCCUAUCCAAUCUACAAGACAGCCAUUCUGCUGAAAGCCAUCCUCUGCUUCCUGGUGCCUCUGGUGUGCAUCCUGGUCCUCUACGUCCUCAUCAUCAGCCACCUCAGACGGAACAGCCACCAAAGACAGGCCAUGGGCCUCACCAGGACGAUGGCCACAGGGAGUAACGUACCCUGCCACCAAAACGGGAAGCUGCUGUCUCAAGAGAAAAGAGCUCUACGACUCAUGGGUGCAGUGGUGGUGGCAUUUUUUAUUUGCAAUUUCCCAGACAUUGCCUCCUCACUCAUGCAGGUGUACCUUAAUGUCUGGUCCGUACAUUUCCUCAACGUCUACACCGUGCUCAAGACCUACCUCUCCGUGCCACUGUGGUAUGUAAACAGCGCCCUGGACCCUGUGCUCUUCUGCAUCUCUUCCAGCACCUUCCGCAGGGCUUGCCGGAUGACGAUGAGGUCCCUGAAGCCCAGACGUCCAAGGCUGUGGCAGGGGACCAGCCGAUUGAGCCAGACGUCUGGGAGCGCGUCUGGCCGAGAGGCGAGCGACGUCUUGAGGACAAGGCCACAGGAUGCAGGCCACACACAGGUCAUAGCUAUGCAGAGCUUACAGUAG
This is a messenger RNA of Clupea harengus (Atlantic herring), 1227 nucleotides long. RefSeq names its product neurotensin receptor type 1-like. The record is from RefSeq and is a predicted model, not a curated record. NCBI's taxonomy places the organism in Eukaryota, Metazoa, Chordata, Actinopteri, Clupeiformes, Clupeidae. Gene Ontology annotation, cellular component: plasma membrane. Gene Ontology annotation, molecular function: G protein-coupled receptor activity. Gene Ontology annotation, biological process: G protein-coupled receptor signaling pathway.